CGUGGCAACACUGGACGUACAUAAAAAAUUAGCGUAAAUUGGGAACAUUUGCAUUAAAUCGAAAAUAUUUAAAAAUUCCUUGGUUUUUAUAUUAUAUUUAUAGUUGAACAGGAUUUUCAUUAUAAAAUAUUGAACGAAGAAAUUUUACUGCAUUAUGGGAUUUCUGACCGUAUUGAAAAAAAUGAGACAAAAAGAAAAAGAAAUGCGUAUAUUGUUGCUAGGUUUGGAUAAUGCCGGUAAGACAACAAUACUUAAACGUUUCAAUGGAGAGCCGAUCGAUACUAUUUCUCCUACUUUGGGAUUUAAUAUUAAAACCUUGGAGCACAAUGGCUACACUCUGAAUAUGUGGGAUGUUGGAGGUCAAAAAUCAUUAAGAUCCUAUUGGCGCAAUUACUUUGAAUGCACGGACGGUUUAGUGUGGGUAGUUGACAGUGCUGAUCGUAUGCGCUUGGAGACGUGCAAACACGAAAUGGAUAUUUUAUUGCAAGAAGAACGUUUGGCAGGUGCGACGUUAUUAGUUUUAGCUAAUAAGCAAGAUUUACCUGGAUCCCUAACCGCUAACGAAAUUAAAGAGGCUCUACAAUUGGAUAAUAUCACUACACAUCACUGGCUCGUACUUGGAGUUAGCGCUGUAACCGGCGAAAAGCUGCUUGGAGCCGUAGAUUGGCUCAUAGAUGACAUAGCUAAGCGGAUUUUUACCUUGGACUAAAGUAGUACUAUUCACAAUUGAACUUCAUAUAAUUCCAUGUAUACGUUCUUUCGGUUUUUAUUACUUCUCCAACAAAUACAAUUUAUACAGCGAUUCAUUGUAGUCACUAUCGAAUUUAAGUUUUAA
Glossina fuscipes is the source of this 835-nucleotide messenger RNA. It is a transcript of the gene Arl2, whose product is annotated as ADP-ribosylation factor-like protein 2. The record is from RefSeq and is a predicted model, not a curated record. Gene Ontology annotation, biological process: protein folding. Gene Ontology annotation, cellular component: cytoplasm; microtubule cytoskeleton. The transcript is spliced from 3 exons. NCBI's taxonomy places the organism in Eukaryota, Metazoa, Arthropoda, Insecta, Diptera, Glossinidae. Bases 155 to 709 code for a protein of 184 amino acids. Gene Ontology annotation, molecular function: GTPase activity; GTP binding.